AUGUCACCCCUCCGCCGGCCAGUGGGGCACAAACUUUCCGUAGGACUACCAGAGUCACAGCAGGACAGCACUCCAACCUCAAUAGACUUCCACGACCAACAGUGGGAACGGCGCACGGGGCUGCUGCAUCACCAGGCCCUUGACCUAGAGCUGUUUGGUAGUGUAGUUAACCUCGUCCUCUUCAUCGAAAGUAACAAGGAGCUGAGGUUCCAUGUGGGUGCACUGGUGACCCCUGGUGGUGGUGUUUGA
Knipowitschia caucasica is the source of this 249-nucleotide messenger RNA. NCBI's taxonomy places the organism in Eukaryota, Metazoa, Chordata, Actinopteri, Gobiiformes, Gobiidae. The record is from the annotation of a GenBank genome assembly.